UAGAAGAAGAUAUUUAUCGCGAGAAUCUCUGAGUUGUCAUAUGACCGUCUGACUGCAGAUCGAAAAAAAAAGGAAAGAAAAGACUGAUUUCAGCUGGUUUUUGGGGGGAGUUUCCAUCUACGGGCUGUUUUCUGCAACAUUGUCAUAAUGUCGGGGAACAGCCUGGUUUUACCCAUAGUGCUCUGGGGCCGCACGGCUCCCACGCACUGCAUCAGCAGUUUACUGGUAAUGGAUGACUUCAGCACCAUUAUCACUGGCUGCCAUGAUGGGCAGAUCUGCCUGUGGGACAUGACGCCGGAGCUGGAGAUUUGUCCCAGAGCCAUGCUGUUUGGUCACACUACCUCCAUCACGUGUCUGUCUAAAGCCAGCGCGAGCAAUGACAAACAGUACAUCGUCAGUGCCUCAGAGAGCGGGGAGAUGUGUUUAUGGGAUGUAAACGAUGGACGCUGCAUUGAAUUCACUAAGUUGGCCUGCGCACACACGGGUAUCCAGUUCUACCAAUUCACCAUUGGCACUCAGAGAGAGGGGCGCCUGCUUUGUCAUGGCCAUUACCCAGAAAUCCUUGUGAUGGAUGCCACCAGCCUGGAAGUCUUGUACUCGUUGGUGUCCAAAAUAUCUCCUGAUUGGAUCAGUUCCAUGAGCAUCAUUCGGUCUCACCGGACACAAGAGGACACGGUGGUUGCUGUAUCAGUGAUGGGAAUUUUGAAGGUCUGGAUCAUAACAGCUGAGGUCAACAAGAUGCAGGACCUGGAUCCAGUUUUUGAAGAAGAGUCCAAACCGAUCUACUGUCAAAGCUGUCAGAGUAUUUCAUUUUGUACCUUCACCCAGAGCAGCCUGUUGGUGGUCUGCUCCAAGUACUGGAGGGUUUUCGAUGCUGAUGAUUACUCGCUGCUCUGCUCUGUGUCGAGUGACAGCGAGCAGACAUGGAGUGGAGGAGAGUUCAUCGCUGCCGACAAAGUCAUCAUCUGGACCGAAGACGGCUGCAGUUACAUUUACAAGCUUCCUGGCAGCUGUCUACCUGCCAGUGAACAUUUCCGCAGUGAUGUUGGGAAAACCAAAGAAGGCGCCGUCCCUCCUUUGGUCUACAGCUUUGCUGAGCGCUCUGACAAACAGCUCCUGAUCUGUCCUCCUGUGACUCGUUUUUUCUUUGGGCGGCGUGAGCCUUUCCACAAACUGUUGAUCCAGGGAGACUCUGCAGGUCGGCUCUCACUGUGGAGCAUCCCAGACAUGGUGCCGCUGCAAUCACAGCCCUCCACCAAAGUUGCAGAGCUGCAGGUUUCUUCCACCAUCAGUCUGCAGGAGGCCUUCGAUAAGCUGACCCCUGUAUCUGCCGGAAUCAUUGACCAGCUCAGCAUCCUGCCCGGCAGAGAGAAACCCAUCAAGGUGACAGCCAGCAUCUACAUCCCCUCUCAGGGUCGGCUGGUUUGUGGCAGGGAAGACGGCAGCAUCAUCCUGGUUCCUGCCACUCAGACUGCCAUCGUACAGCUGCUCCAAGGAGAGCACAUGCUGAGGAGAGGUUGGCCUCCUCAUCGUACCCUGAGAGGUCACCGUAACAAGGUGACCUGCGUUCUGUACCCGUACCAGAUCUCUGCUCGGUAUGACCAGCGCUCCCUGGUGUCUGGAGGCGUGGACUUCUCAGUCAUCGUAUGGGACAUUUUCACUGGAGAAAUGAAGCACAUCUUCUGUGUCCACGGAGGAGAGAUCACUCAGCUCAUCAUCCCGCCAGAAAACUGCAGCACUCGUGUGCAGCACUGUGUCUGCUCCGUGGCAAGCGAUCACUCCGUUGGCCUGCUCAGUCUGAGGGAGAGGAAGUGUAUCAUGUUGGCAUCGCGACACCUUUUUCCCAUCCAGGUCAUCAAAUGGCGUCCAGCUGACGACUACCUGGUGGUGGGAUGUUCUGAUGGCUCGAUCUACGUCUGGCAGAUGGAUACAGGAGCCUUGGACCGCUGUGUGAUGGGUAUAACUGCUGUUGAGAUCUUGAACGCUUGUGAUGAGUUGGCGCCAGCCCCCGUGUAUGCUCUGAGCCAGUCAGCAGUGAACCUGAAGCAGGCGAUGACUCGCCGCAGCCUGGCGGCGCUGAAAAACAUGGCUCAGCAUAAACUGCAGACACUGGCCACCAACCUGCUGGCUGCAGACAACGCCGACAAGGGAAACCUACCAAAGUACUCCCAUAAUGCCCUCGUGGUCCAGGCAAUAAAGACCAACCUGACUGACCCUGACAUGCACGUACUGUUCUUCGAUGUGGAGGCGGUGAUCAUCCAGCUGCUGACUGAGGAAGCUCAGCGGCCCAACCCUAUGUUGGUGUCUCCUGAGACGCUGCAGAAGAGCCAGGCGGGGGCCGAUAAAAGCUCGUCGUUUCUCGCCAACAAGAUCUUCAAACAGGUGAAGGAAACAAUGAAGGAGACCAUUAAGGAGCACCUUCUAGAUGAAGACGAGGAGGAAGAAGAGGAGAUAAGGAGGUGUGAGGAGAAGUCAAAGUCUUUGAGUCUGCUGGAGUACAACCUGACAAUGGACACUGCCAAACUUUUCAUGUCCUGCCUGCAUGCGUGGGGCCUGAACCAGCAGCUGGACUCCAUCUGCCUGGACCGACUGGGAAUGCUCAGACCACACUGCCCAAUCUCCUUUGGUCUUAUCUCCAGAGGUGGUCACAUGUCCCUCAUGUUGCCCACCUUCAAGGAGUCUCUGCUCCGACAGUUGUCCCUGGCAACGGGUCGUAAGCUGACGCUGUCAGACAUCGUGGGGAAGGGGACGUAUGGCGUGUCGAGGGCCGUCACCACGCAGCACCUGUUGUCUGUCAUCUCGCUGGCCAACACGCUGAUGGGUAUGACCAAUGCCACCUUUGUCGGAGAGCACAUGAAGAAGGCACCAGUCAGGCCUCCCAGACCAGGAGGAACCCCAGAGACUCAUCGCAGGACGCCGGUCGCCCCUCCUCAGCCCUCCAGCCCAGCGUUACAGGCCCAGAUCAAACAAGCUGCUGUAGCUGCCAGCACUGCCGGGCCUGUGGGGGCCUCUGGGGGCCGUCCUCAGGGGGCCCCUGGCUCUGCCAACCCUGCUUCUCAUAACGUCCCCUCAGUCAAUGAAGGUUGGAGUCAGCUGGCAGCAAUGCACUGCGUGAUGCUCCCUGAUCUCCUUGGCCUCGACAAGUUCAGACCGCCGCUGCUGGAGAUGUUGGCGAGAAGAUGGCAGGACCGCUGUCUGGAGGUGCGAGAGGCGGCACAGGCUCUCCUGUUGGCUGAGUUAAGAAGGAUUGGUCAGUUAGGCCGUAAAGACGCCAUCGACAUGUGGGCGCCGUACUUGCCUCAGUACGUGGACACAGUCAGCUCCCCUGGGACAACCACAGAGGCCUCCCCUCCAGCUCUGCCCCCUCCAGAGGCGCAGCCAGUGGAGGCAAAGGCUCCUGAGGAGGAAAUGGAUGUCACUGAUGAUGAUAUCACAGCAGGAUGUUUAUCAAACCUUCCUCCCAAUGCCAAGAAAAUCUCCAACUCCUACGAGGAGCGCCGGAAACAGGCCACCGCCAUCGUGUUGCUGGGAGUGAUCGGGGCUGAGUUUGGUGCAGAGAUUGAGCCACCAAAGGGUUCAGCCCGAGCUCGAGCCGGCGGUCAGGCACCCGAGGGCUUCGGACUAACCAGCGGAGGGUCAUCCAACUACUCACUAGCCAGGCACACCUGUAAAGCGCUGACCUUCCUGCUGCUGCAGCCGCCGAGCCCCAAGCUUCCACCCCACAGCACCAUCCGCCGCACCGCCAUCGAUCUGAUUGGCCGUGGCUUCACCGUCUGGGAGCCAUAUAUGGACGUGUCAGCAGUGCUGAUGGGACUGCUGGAGCUGUGUGCCGAAGCCGAGAAACAGCUGGCCAAUAUCACGAUGGGUUUGCCUCUAAACCCGCCAGCUGAUUCAGCCCGUUCGGCUCGCCACGCCCUCUCGCUGAUUGCUACUGCUCGACCGCCCGCCUUCAUAACUACCAUCGCCAGGGAGGUUCAUCGGUACAACGCGGCCCAGGCGAACUCUCAGUCCCAGCAGAACAUUCACACCACGACUCUCGCCAGAGCCAAAACCGAAAUCCUGCGCGUUAUCGACAUCCUGAUAGAGAAGAUGCCCGGAGACGUUGUGGACCUGCUGGUUGAGGUCAUGGAUAUCAUCAUGUACUGCAUUGAAGGUUCUCUGGUGAAGAAGAAGGGACUGCAGGAGUGUUUCCCUGCAAUCUGCAGGUUCUACAUGGUUGGUUACUGCGAUCGCAGUCACCGCAUCGCUGUUGGAGCUCGUCAGGGUUCAGUUGUCCUCUACGAUGUUCGGACUGGAAAAUGCCAGAACAUUCAUGGUCAUAAAGGUCCAAUCACAGCUGUGUCGUUCGCUCCUGAUGGUCGUUACCUCGCGACUUACUCCAACGCUGACAGCCACAUCUCCUUCUGGCAGAUGAACACCAGCCUCCUGGGGAGCAUCGGGAUGCUGAACUCCGCCCCUCAGCUACGCUGCAUUAAGACCUACCAGGUUCCUCCGGUGCAGCCGGCGUCUCCAGGCUCCCAGAACCACCUGAAGCUCGCUCGCCUCAUCUGGACCUCCAACCGUAACGUCAUCCUGAUGGCUCACGAUGGCAAGGAGCACCGCUUCAUGGUCUGAACCCACCGCAGGUCCUGCAGCUUCUGGUUCCAGGGUUUGAGCGCCCGCACCUCAAACUUACUGUCAUAUUUUUAUUUCCUGUGAAGCUGAACCGUAUCAGAUCCUCGCUGAUCGUGUUUACAGAAAUCCUUAUUUAUUUGUUUUAGUAGUGAAAUGAAAGCAGCAAAUGUUUGCGACAACAUUCAGCUGUUUGUUUUGUUGAUGUGUUGUUGUUGUUAUUAAAGGACCAAACA
Molecule: messenger RNA, 4847 nt
Organism: Thalassophryne amazonica
Lineage: Eukaryota; Metazoa; Chordata; Actinopteri; Batrachoidiformes; Batrachoididae
Product: WD repeat-containing protein 7
Exons: 31
Coding region: 148-4614 (1488 amino acids)
Cellular component (GO): cytoplasm
Molecular function (GO): protein binding
Source: RefSeq, a predicted model, not a curated record